Seminavis robusta is the source of this 2602-nucleotide messenger RNA. The record is from the annotation of a GenBank genome assembly. NCBI's taxonomy places the organism in Eukaryota, Bacillariophyta, Bacillariophyceae, Naviculales, Naviculaceae.
UGGGAGCAUGCAGCCGGGACCACUACAACAAGGCAAGAGUAAGACAAUACUUGUACCAUGACGGAUCGCGACGGUGCCGAGCAACUGCCUGGCAAUGAUGCUGACAAUCUUUGCCAAGGAAUAGACGAACAACAGAAGAGGAUAUUGCGUCACAUCCUAAACGAUGAUUUGUCAGACAAUGAAACGGAAGAUCUUGUCCAAGAACCCGACGAACAGCAGAAAAGGAUAGUUGGCCACGUCCUAGGUGAUUUUGAAGCUUCUGAAUCCAUGGCAGGUGAAGAAGACAGGACACAAUGCGAAGAAAAAGAUCAGGGUGGCGAUUUUGCACAGAAAACUCGACCAACUGCUGAUAAUGGAUCAUUGCCAUGUGGUGGGGCCGAUUUUAGCGCAGCAGGCUGUGGUGGAUCUCCAGAGCCAAUGGGUGCACCCCGUCUUUCACGAGGAGACACAAGGCAUCCCGUUCAGCAAUCCAGGCCAGGUGCCUACCAAAUGGCGGGAACAGCAAUGGCAGGAACAGCAUCAAGCAUGAGCCGGGCUGUGACAACUGAUUCUACUAGUACCAAUAGCAGCUCACCUCCAGAAACUGCUAUUCAAGCGCACCUCGUUACUGCCAAUGAAUCACCUUCAUCUACGCGAACAGCAUCGGUGGAGAAUGCAACCAAUAGGGAACGGCGGCGACAGUCCAGAAACCAAUCCCCACUUGUGGAGGGGAAACCUGUGGAGGAAGAUUGGAAAAUCCCCCAAGAGCUGUCUCUCGUUUGCAUCCUGUUGCUGGUUUCCGUUGUCGUUCUUUUAUCGGUGGGCUUGACUGGGGGGUUUGAUGGCGAGACCACGUUUCAUAAUGGAGCUGAGGAUUCCAAUUCAACCGCUGUUGGAAGCAAAACAGAGCAACACGGUGGCAACCAAAGCAAUCUUGAUGGUCAUGAAAAAUGCAGCAACUCCCCUCUUUACUAUGACAAGCACUUGUCUACAUUUGCACAGAUCAGAAAGAGGGGUGUUCUGAAGGCAGGUUUUCCACUUGAUAUUGUCAAAUAUCCAUAUCUUACGAAGGCAAUUGCUGCUGGUAUCCUGGGACCAGCAGCGCCUGUCGACUUCAUACAGAUUGAUAAAUUCACUGAUCACUUCAACUAUGUAGACAGUGGUGCGGUGGACAUAGUUCUAACUGGUGUCACACACAAUAUGCAAAGAGAUGUCUUGUGGCCAUUCUCGUUUUCUAUUCCAUUUUCCUUUGACGGCAUCCGAACUGCAGGCAUACCUUUCUAUGUUCAGUGUGCGGAAGAUGGUCUAAGGCAUCUUGAUGAGUGCAGUGGAUUGCGAAUGUGUGUUGCAGGAAAUACCACUCAUUAUGCUGCCAUUCGAGAGCAUCUUCCAAGGAAGCAUAUUGUUCUGGCUGAAUUGGGAAUGGAAAUCAUGUUUCGAUUCAUUGAAGGAGAGUGCAAUGUCCUUGUAAAUGAAGGAGCCCUUAUCCAAGAGUCUUUCCUUCGGUCAUUGUCUGUGAAUGGCACCAAGUACACAGGAGACUAUGCGAUUGGCAACACCUACUUUACCAGGGAACCGUUUGUGGCGGUGACAAGGAAAGAUGACCCUGAGUUCAGUGACUUUGUCAAUGCAAUUCUCAUGGGUCUCAUGGCCGCAGAGAAGGACAACAUUACUCAGGCCACUUCCCAUUUGAUGCCAGAGACAAGUUUGUUUGGUGAUGACUACAAGUACAUGUUUCAGGAUUCCGUGGCUGUUGGUGGCAACCUGGCAGAGGCAUUUCACCAUAAUUUUGGAAUCUACCCUAGAAGUCCCUUCGAUACCAUCAACAAUGGCACUAGCGGAUUGCUUUUCGCUCAUCCAUUUGGAGACAUUUCGAGCAACACCAAUCCAUUUGGAUGCAAUACAAGUGACAAGCCAUCGCUUGGGCUUGCUUUUGACAAUGUGGUUCAGAGGGGCAAGUUCCGCUGUGGCGUUGAUACCAGCAAGCCUGGAUUUGCUACCCCUUCUGAGAACCAAAGCUAUUCUGGGAUGGAUGUUGACUACUGCAAGGCCUUGGCUGCAGGUCUCUUCCAGGGAGAUGAAGCAGCAGUUGAGUUUGUGGAAGUGGAAGAUGAGACUGAUGGUUAUGCUCUCCUUGCUUCAAACGAAAUUGAUAUUCUGGCUGGGGUUACCUGGACCCUGCAGAAUGAUGUGAAAGAGCCCACUACCAAUCAAGGCUAUUCCUUCUCUAUCCCAUAUUUCUAUGGCUACAGCCCCAACCAUGACAACUUUUGCUUGGCCACAAGACAAGAUGAUCCAGACUGGAGUCGGUUUGUGUACUGGAUUGUCAUGUCCACUUUUUAUGCUGAGGAACAUGGUAUUGGGCACCAGAACUCCUCCCUUAUGCCUGAGGUCUUUGUGUAUGGACCAAAAAUGAACCGUGUCUUUCGUGAUGCCAUUCUAGCUGUUGGGAGCUAUGCUGAGAUUUAUGAGAGGAAUGUUGAGGCUUUGAUGCCACGUUCCGGCAGGAACUUUUUGAAUGGUCUCUCCAAGCCUGGCCCUCAGCACUAUGUGCGGCCAGACUUCCUGGUAUGACCACAUGCCUUUAGUUUCUUUACAUUUUUCAUAACUUCAUUCGUUGUUU